GUUAACUGGAACAAGAACGACUGACAACAUAUCUGUCUCAAGUCUUUAAAUUCUUUUCAAUAUGGCUGGAAGCAUCACCGAUACAGGGGAGCUCUACUCUCCUUAUGUUGGCUUGAUUUAUAUGUUCAACCUCAUAGUUGGCACAGGAGCUCUAACUAUGCCAAAGGCCUUUGCUGCUGCUGGUUGGCUUGUCAGCCUUAUUCUAAUAAUGUUCUUGGGAUUUAUGAGCUACAUGACGACAACUUUUGUAAUGGAGGCCAUGGCUGCAGCUAAUGCUCAGCUUCACUUAAAGAGAAUGGAAAAGCACAAGGAAGAUGAUAAUGAUGAUGAUUCUUCAUCUGAAGUUUCUGAUAGUGAAGUUCUCCCAGAUGUCUAUGAACGAUCAGAAACACGGCCUAUUCUAUCUGUGCAGAGACGAGGAGCACCUAAUAUUUUUGAAAUCACAGAAAGGGUAGAAAUGGGUCAGAUGGCCUCCAUGUUCUUCAACAAAGUGGGAGUGAAUUUGUUUUACUUCUGUAUAAUCAUCUAUUUAUAUGGUGAUCUGGCAAUCUAUGCAGCUGCUGUCCCAGUUUCUCUCAUGGAAGUGACUUGUACUGUGACUGGCAAUCAUUCAUGCAGUGUGGAAGAUGGGACAAAGUAUAAUGACACAGACAAGUGCUGGGGGCCAAUCAGGAGGAUUGAUGCUUACAGGAUUUAUCUGGCAGUAUUUACUCUUCUUUUGGGCCCUUUCACCUUUUUUAAUGUGCAGAAAACUAAAUAUCUUCAGAUCAUGACAUCGCUAAUGAGGUGGUUAGCAUUCAUCAUCAUGAUCAUUGUGGCCCUCCUCCGCAUCGCCAAGGGUCAAGAGGAAGGUCACCCCCCUCUGGCUCAGCUCUCAGGUGUACGGAAUCUCUUUGGAGUCUGUGUUUAUUCCUUCAUGUGUCAGCACUCCCUGCCAUCCCUCAUCACUCCCAUCUCUAAGAAGAAGCAUGUUAACAAGCUAGUCCUGCUGGAUUAUGUCUUGAUCCUGGGUUUCUAUAGUCUUCUGUCUUUCACUGCUAUCUAUUGUUUCCGCAAUGGGACUCUAAUGGACAUGUAUACACUCAACUUCACAAACUGUGACAUUGUCAGCAUUGCGUUUAUCCGCUACUUCCUGGGACUCUUCCCUGUCUUCACCAUCAGUACAAACUUUCCUAUAAUUGCUGUGACUCUAAGAAAUAAUUGGAAAACUCUCUUCCACCGGGAAGGGGGAACCUACCCAUGGGUAGUGGACAGGAUUUUUUUCCCAGCCAUCACACUAAUUCCUCCAAUUAUUGUGGCUUUCUGUACUCAUGAUCUGGAAUCCUUGGUGGGAAUCACUGGUGCCUAUGCUGGAAAUGGGAUCCAGUACAUCAUCCCUGCUUUUUUAGCAUACUAUAGUCGGAAAGAAACACAAACGACCUUUAGAAACCGUGCACUCAAUAAACAUUUGUCCCCUUUCCGGCACACCUUCUGGAUUGGGUUUGUGCUGCUCUGGGGACUUUUUUGUUUUUUGUUUGUGACUGCAAAUAUAAUUUUGAGUGAAACAAAAAACUAAUGGAGCAAUAUUGCUGGUUAAGAUGAUCUCUUAAGACUUCUGCUCCAGGUGUUGCACCUAAUAAGGAUAUUUUUAAGCUAAUUUAAGAUUAAACUACUUUUAAACUACUAAUACAAUAUUGAGCUUGAUGCUCAUUUGAGGCAUCUUGCUAUUUGUUGAGUUACCUUUCAGAUUCUGAUUUUCCAUUUCAUGCACAAAACAAUUGGACUCUGUCCUACAUCAGGCUGCUAUGAUCAGUUUUUAAGCAGGGUAUUUUCCUCUCCGUCAGAAGAUAUCAGAGACUGUUGGAUAUGCGUCUAAUCCCUCACGUGAUGAAAAAGAAUAGUUUUACUAAAAGUUUUAGUAGUCAAGCCAAUAGCUAGUGACUCAAGCAAGAUCUGACUUAAUGAAAUCUGCUUCCCUAAUCAUUCGUAUUCCUUGUGAAGCGGCUUUUUAUCCUGCCAACUCAUUGAACAUUAGGAGCAAAAGGAUGGUACUUGGUUUAAUAACUGUUAAUAUUGCAUGAUGUAUGUGGCAACCUAAGCGCUCUGAAAUGAGUAGAGGAGCCCCACCACUUCUCCUUCUCCCCUAGUCCUGCUUUGACCCUUUUCCCCAUUUGUUUUUCAGCCUUUCCAAUGCCUUUCCAUGUUGCCUUGUUUCAUAUAAUGCAGUCCUGAGACUGAAACUUGCCAAGCUUUAAUCUUUGUUGUUCUUUUAUCUCUGAUAUUUCCCUCCUCAAUUGUUUAUGUACAAUAUACAUGGUAGGAAGUCCUACCAUGAACUAUACACUCGGUUGAUACAAAGCCAUCUCUUAAUAAGUAAUAAGGAAUGUUUCCCAGUAUAAUGCCUUGUUUUCUCUUUAUACUGCUAAUGGAAUCAUGCUAGUGUCACAGCAGCAGGGCAGGCCCCGUGCUUUCUAUAUGGUGAAAAUGUUGAUUUCUUACUAAAGGACUACUUGGAUAAAAGUGGAGAGCAGCUUAUAUUGUCUGGAUACAAUAUAUUAUGACUAAAUCUACCCUGUUUCUCUGAAAAUAAGACCUCCCCGGAUAAUAAGCCCAGUCGGGCUUUUGAACACAUGC
Messenger RNA from Thamnophis sirtalis, 2613 nucleotides. The record is from RefSeq and is a predicted model, not a curated record. NCBI's taxonomy places the organism in Eukaryota, Metazoa, Chordata, Lepidosauria, Squamata, Natricidae.